Messenger RNA from Penaeus chinensis, 2328 nucleotides. Its product is annotated as (Lyso)-N-acylphosphatidylethanolamine lipase-like. The record is from RefSeq and is a predicted model, not a curated record. Lineage: Eukaryota; Metazoa; Arthropoda; Malacostraca; Decapoda; Penaeidae. Gene Ontology annotation, cellular component: lipid droplet. The transcript is spliced from 8 exons. The coding region runs from base 338 to 1765 and encodes 475 amino acids.
AUUAAAGUUCACUGAGAUAAUGAGCUGAAAACAAGCUUUAAUUAUCUGUGUGGAUUCUUAUCUGACAGAAACAUACACACGAGUGUGAUUGGAAGUCAGCUUUAGUACACUUGUACUGAUAGGCAAGAUUAUUAUGAGGGAGUUUUAUCAGGUUUAGCAUUUGAAAAGUAAUUGUGGAGCAUAACCAAGGUGCUGCUCUGAAAACCACAGACAAGGACACUCAGUCAUUGGAAGUCUUUGGAAGAAGGCCUGUAGGCAAUUUUGCCUUUCCAGCUUUGCACGCCAGCACCUUUUCCACAAAGAGAGAGAGGGAGUGACAUUUUUCUGUAAUCUUAGAAUGAUGAACCAUCUUAAGCUCUUUUUACUGUCAUGUAUGCUAUGUGUGUCGGCUGUCAGUGGAGAGUCACAACCACGCAGUUACCAAAACUGGAAAAGAGCCCUGGCAGUCAUGGCUGAUGUAGGGGCAUAUAAUGAAUCUCUGUGGCCUGUCAUUUAUGAAGAAAGAGAAGAGGAACUGGAAACUUGUCAAUUGACAGUUGACCCAGAAGCUGCUGAUGAGUGCUCGAACCCUGACAGUUGGUUUGGAAGUUGGCUGCGAUGGUGCCCCACGUCCCUCAGCCUGCUACGAGAGGCAGAGAAGAUGCUGCUGUCAAACCUAAAAAGCCUGUACAGAGGACGUUAUGUGAACGUGGGCUGCACAGUCGGCACAGAGGACUCGCACAUCUGGACUCUGAGCUUUAAUGAAGAGUCGCCCAAAAUCCCCCUGGUGCUUCUGCAUGGCUUUGGCUCAGGGGUUGGCUUGUGGUGCCUCAACUAUGAUGCAUUGGCAGCCAAUAGACCUGUCUAUGCCAUUGAUAUCGUUGGUUUCGGCCGCAGUUCCCGACCACAGUUUACGCGAGAUCCCCUGGAGGCCGAGAGGGAGUUCAUCACGACCAUCGAAGCGUGGAGAGAGAAGAUGAACCUGGAAAAGUUCAUUCUGUUGGGUCAUUCCUUCGGUGGUUUUCUGGCUGCCUCCUACGCCAUCAAACAUCCUGAAAGGAUUUCCCACCUCAUCCUGGCUGACCCCUGGGGAUUCCCUGAGCGGCCCUUGGAUGUUGGCAGAAACUCAACCAUUCCACUGUGGGUGCGAGCCAUUGGUGCCAUUCUUCAACCCUUCAACCCACUCUUCAUUGUCAGAACAGCUGGUCCAUGGGGUCCCAAGUUGCUCCAGAAAGCCAGGCCAGAUCUCAUCCGCAAGUUCUCGGGUGUGGUGAAAGAUUCGGAAGAAGUGAUUCCAAAUUACCUGUACCACUGCAAUGCUCAGAAUCCAACGGGUGAGUCUGCUUUCCACGCCCUCAUGGCUGGCUUUGGUUGGGCGAAGUAUCCGAUGAUCCACCGAAUGGACUCGCUGAGGAAGGAAGUCCCAAUCACCCUGAUCUAUGGCUCGAGGUCUUGGGUGGAUCGGGAUCCUGGCUUCCAGAUCAAGUACACAAGGCAGGACUCAUACGUCGAUGUGGUGGUUAUCAAAGGUGCAGGUCACCAUGUGUACGCAGACAGAGCCGAGGUGUUUAAUGAGCUUGUGAAUUACAUUGGAGACAAUGUAGACAAUGGUACGCUGCCCAAGAAAAUGAGCAUGAACCCAGAUUUAGUUGAAGGGGAGGAGGCCAGAAAUGCAGGUGUCACCUUGACCAACAUGCUGAACGUUCGCAAUGAUAACAUGCAAGACUCGACAGAAGCGGCAAUGAAGGACAUUGAAUAUCCAGAGGAAAGUGAGAAUGAUGUGUGAGGAAAGGAAAUCCUAGGUUGAUUUAGAAAAUUGUCAGACAGCACCAAAAAGAAGCUGGAUGCAUGAAUUGAGGUUCAUAUUAUAAUAUUGAGAUAUUAUGCAAAUAUUAGUGCUGAAGUUAUAAACAAUUCUUGAGGAAAAGAAAUCAAGUUUCAAGUGGUUGUAAAAGGACUAACAUUGGCUAUUUUAAUCAUAAACUAAUAUUUCUGUAUCAUACCAUUCCUUUCCAUGUUUUCAAGAUUUCGUGAUCCACUUUUACAAUUUUUUUUCUCUAGUUUUAUUCUUGAAGCUAUAGGAAAAGAAUGUUUACAGAUGCAAAGAAGAUUAGUGUUAAUAACAAUAUUUUAGGCCAGUCAAGAGUGAUGGGAACCUAUAGAAACCCUGCAAGUUGUGUAAUUUUCCUACAGUCAAAGAGUCCACGAAAGGGAUGCCUUCACCUUCUUUGUUUUGAUGUUUACAGCAGCCUGUCUUUGAGGAGAGAGCCUGUGCAUUUGUGUCAGUUCUUCCUUUUUUUUUCUAAAAUGGAUUUACUCUUCCUUUAUUUUGUUUAGAAAAUAUUACCA